Aspergillus versicolor CBS 583.65 is the source of this 1684-nucleotide messenger RNA. RefSeq lists its product as uncharacterized. Gene Ontology annotation, molecular function: deaminase activity. The transcript has 3 exons. Bases 1 to 1512 code for a protein of 503 amino acids. The record is from RefSeq and is a predicted model, not a curated record. Lineage: Eukaryota; Fungi; Ascomycota; Eurotiomycetes; Eurotiales; Aspergillaceae. Gene Ontology annotation, cellular component: cytosol.
AUGGCAAUAUACACUGGUAUUUUACUAUUGAGCUUCGUUGCUAAAAUUUGGGGGCUGAACAUCCUCUUUGACGGUGGCACCAUUAUCGGCUUCGACGAUGGUACGCAAUCACUGAAUGUUUUUCGACAUACGUCACUCCUGGUCGAAGGUGACACAAUCUCAGCCAUUUUCCCGUCGGGUAUCGAUUAUACCUUGCCACAAGAAAUAGAAAUAGUUCCUUGCACAGGAAAAAUACUGUCGCCAGGUUUCAUCGACACCCACCGACAUUUGUGGCAAACAGCAUACAGGACCAUUGCAUCAAAUAUCACCCUAGCAAGCUAUGAGGCCACCUUAUCCCCGUUUGUUAGUCACAUUGUUGAUCGUUUCUCGGCCGAUGAUAUAUACUACGGGCAAAUGUUUGGGAUCAGGGAGUCAUUGAAUGCUGGUGUCACUACGAUUGUGGAUCAUGCUCAUGCUACAUUUACCCCAGAAACAGCCGCCUCCAGCUUACAAGCGUCGAUUGAUACUGGUGCAAGGACAUACUGGUGCUUUCAGGUUCACACCCCCUUGAACAAUUUUACGCUAGAUAGUCAGGGGGACAAUAUUCGGACACUCGGUGCAUCGAUCGACUGGAGGUCUACUCCGGUAGAAUUGGGAGUCUCGUUCGAUGAGUUCUCAACUGUUACGAAGCAAGUGAUUGAUACUGUUCGCAGAAACAUGUUGGACCUUAACAUCUCGCUCCUCUCGACCCAUUACCUCGGUGGUCAUUGGAGAGCCUUAAACAGCCCGACUCUCCUCCACAAUUUUGGUCUUCUCAACCACACCUUCCCAGUUAUUUUUGCUCACGGGACUUUCAUCACUCCUGAUGAUUAUGAGCUCCUGAGAGAAUAUAACCACUAUGUUGCAAUUGCUGCGGAGUCCGAGAUGCAUUUUGGACAUGACUAUCCUUACGCCCACAAGAUAAUGGAUCGUGCCGCCCUUGCUGUCCAUGCUCAUUUUACUUUCAGUGCCGAUAUAGUCACUCAAGCGCGUAUCUGGCUUCAGUCCGUUCGGCGCCUGCUCUUCAGCAAAGCUGUCACCGAUUGGAAGAUUCCAAGGAACAACGCCAUGUCGGUGAACCAGGCGUUCCUCCUAGCAACAAGAAACGGUGCACAAGCACUUCACCGCUCAGAUAUCGGAGUUCUAAAAGUUGGAGCGAAGGCCGAUAUUGUGGUUUUUGACGGGAAUGCAAUAAACCUCAUCGGCUGGCGUGAUCCAGUAGCCGCGAUUGUCCUUCACUCCAACCCCGGGAAUGUCGAACAUGUCCUCGUUGAUGGUCAGUUUCGCAAGCGUGAUUUUACGCUGGUCGCUCCUCCAGAGGUGUCAAGAAAUCUGGAUGACGCGACUGAACGUUUCCUGAAUAGUGCAGACCGUCUCCAGUCGCAGUUUGUGGCAGAUGGAGAGGCUCACCUUGAGGGUGAAUAUAGGAAAGCGGUGAAUUAUGUGACGCUGGAGCAAGUGGAUGUUUUGGGUGGUGAUGCAAAUGGAUACUAGUCCGCAAUCGGCUUCACGAGUGCUCUAUGGGCAAUCGGCAGGAGAGAGCGUAAAAGAAUUGGCUAUAGGGAUGUUUCUGUAAGCCCGAGCUAUCGCCAGGUAAUCAUCGGUUUAGGCAGCGGAAAGCCACUACGUCCAAGCAGGGUCGAAUCCUCGAAAUAUUUAAAGAUGU